Suncus etruscus (white-toothed pygmy shrew) is the source of this 5760-nucleotide messenger RNA. It is a transcript of the gene AKAP12, whose product is annotated as A-kinase anchoring protein 12. The transcript has 4 exons. Gene Ontology annotation, cellular component: cytoplasm. Lineage: Eukaryota; Metazoa; Chordata; Mammalia; Eulipotyphla; Soricidae. The record is from RefSeq and is a predicted model, not a curated record. Bases 94 to 4710 code for a protein of 1538 amino acids. Gene Ontology annotation, molecular function: protein kinase A binding; calmodulin binding. Gene Ontology annotation, biological process: signal transduction; regulation of protein kinase C signaling.
CGAGGAGCGUGCGGACGCGCGGCUGCCUGCGCUUCGCCGGCGAUCGGGGAACCCCGGGAGGAGCGGGGCGAGCGGGAGGCGCGCGGCUCAGCCAUGGGCGCCGGGAGCUCCGCGGAGCAGCGCAGCCCGGACGCGCCGGAGACGGCGGCUGGGAGCCCCGACCCGGCCGCGCCCCAGCCCAGCGGCGGGGACGGCCCUGCGGCGGAGGCGGCCCCGGGAGACGCGGCCCCGGACCCCGCGGACCUCGCCAGCAAGCUACCACAGAAGAAUGGUCAGCUGUCCACUGUCAACAGCUUGGCUGAGCAGGAAGAGACCAGCCUGCAGGAUGGAGCUGUGAAUGGCCAGAAGGAAGCCGCCAUUAUUACAGAUGUUGGACAGAGAGAGGCUGAGGAUGCGAAUGAGAGAAACCCCGAGCGAGAGAUGGCUAUGAAACCCUCAGUGGCUGACGGGCCGGAGGAGCUCCCCGAGAUCAUUGACCCGCUCCCCACUUCCGAGAGCAACUUAGAAGAGCUGGCCCAGCCCCCCGAGUCACAGAGCACCGACGUGGGGUUUAAGAAGGUGUUCAAGUUCGUGGGUCUCAAAUUCACCGUGAAGAAGGAGAAGAACGAGAAGUCGGACAAUGUCCAGCUGGUCACUGUCAAGAAAGAUGAAGGCGAAGGAGCCGGAGACCACCAGGAGCCAGGCAGAGAGGAGGGGGAAACAGCCCCUCAAGAAAGUGAACUGAAACAAUCCACAGAGUUGCCCGAGGAGACCCAGAAGGAAGUCCAGAAGGAAGCCGCCCAGAGCACCCCAGACCCGGCCCCACCCGCCGAGCCAGCACCUGCACCCAAGCCGGCUGCCGAGCCUGGCCAAGAAGACCAAGAGGAAAGGCAAGAACAAGAGCCAGGCCGGGUCCCCGAACCGGCCAGCAGCCCACCGCCCAGCGACACCUCCUCACCCUUUAAGAAGUUCUUCUCACAGGGCUGGGCAGGCUGGAGGAAAAAGACCAGUUUCAGGAAGACCAAGGAGGAGCUGCUGGACACGUCAGAGAAGAAAAGAGAGCCAGAAACAGAGAAGGGCGAAGCCGAAGACAAGAAGCUGUUACAGGAGGACACCUCCACACAAGAGCCUGCCCAGGAGGGCGCCCCGCCGUCCAAAGCUGAGGCCCGGUUAUCGGCCGAGUAUGAGAAGGUGGAGCUGCCUCUGGAAGAUGGGGCACUGGGGUCCCCCAAAGAGAGAGCUGCCCCGCUCGCCUCAGAAGUGUUUGAUGAGAAGGUGGAGACGGUGGCCCAGGUUCAUGUGGGCCCGUCUGAGAAGACGCCAGAGGAGCACACGGAGGAGUCGCUGGAGCCCUCGGUGCCGGAGAGGCCUCUUGACAGCCACGCAGAGCCUCAGGAGGCCCCCAAGGAGCCCGUGACACCCCCAGAGCCCAGCAAGGCCGAGCAGGAGACCCUCGCCAAGCCCACAGAGCUCAGGCCCGAGGGCAGAACCCCGGCAGCCGGCCCCCCUGAAGGCAUUGUGAGUGAGGCGGAUGCUCUGGCUGCCCAGGAGAGGAGUAAGAUGCAAGGCAGCCCCCUGAAGAAGCUCUUCACCAGCUCAGGCUUGAAGAAGCUAUCGGGAAAGAAGCAGAAGGGGAAAAGGGGUUGUGGGGACGAGGAGGCGGGGGACCAGCUCCCAGCGGCUGCCCCUGACUCCCCGGACAGCACCGAGGAGCCCAGAGGCGAGAGUUCGGCAUCAUCCCCCGAGGACCCCGAAGGCCCCGCUGGGGAUCUGGCGGCCGCUACAGUGGAUGCAGAAGAAGGUGGCGUGUCUGACGGCGAGAAGGCCGUGAAGCGAGAGGGCGUGACGCCCUGGGCCUCCUUCAAGAAGAUGGUGACGCCCAAGAAGCGUGUGCGGCGGCCGUCAGAGAGUGACCGUGAGGAGGAGCCGGAGAAGGGCAAAAGCGCCACCUUGUCCUCCACUGAGAGCGCCGCGUCCGAGGCCCCCGAUGAGGAGCCUAAGCGCAAAGUGGACUCCUCCGUGUCUUGGGAAGCCCUGAUUUGUGUGGGCUCGUCCAAGAAGAGGGCCAGGAAGGCCUCGUCGUCCGAUGACGAAGGGGCGCCCAAAGCCAUGGCCGGGGAUGGCCCUAAGCCCGAGGAAGCGGCCAGUGAUGACCGAGAGCCCACGACGGCGACAGCCACUUCUGUCCCUGCUGCUGCCCCAGAUCCCGACCACGCGGGUGCCACCAACCCCGGCCAGGGCAGCUCCUCCCCCGAGCAAGCCAGCAGUCCCACCGACGGUGAUGGCGUGUCCACCUGGGAGUCCUUCAAAAGGCUGGUCACCACAAGGAAGAAGUCCAGGACGAGGCUGGAGGAGAAGAACGAAGACUUAGCCGCCUCUGGGCCAGAGCGGGGAGCCUCAGAGACCGACAUGGCCAAGGAGGAAUCCUGGGUGUCCAUCAGGAAGCUGAUUCCUGGGCGCAAGAAGAAAAGGGCGGAUGGGAAGCCGGAGCCGGCCACAGGCCCCGCUGACGCCGCAGAUGAUGAUUCAGAUGUCCCUGCCGUGGUUCCCCUCUCGGAGUAUGAUGCAGUGGAGAGGGAGAAGCUGGAGGCGCAGCAGCAAGGCCGAGCCAGCGAGGUGCCGCCGGGGCCCCCCACAGCCGUGGACGUGCCCGAAGAACUCAGCCAGACGCUGGUCCACACGGUGGUGAUGGACGUGGUGGACGGAGCCCGGGCGGUGGCCUCGGCCUCGGAAGAGCGAGCGCCGUCGUGGAUAUCCGCGUCUGUGUCGGAGCCACUGGAAUCCACAGAGGAUGACCUUCAGGUGCAAACCAGGGUGGUGCUGGCGAGUGAGAUGCCCCCUGAGGAAGACACCACCGCUGCCCCCCUGCCCGACAGCCAGGACACCAGUGAGGGUGAAGGGGCUUCAGAAGCCGUGACUGCAGCAGAGCCCACGGAAGCCACAGAAGUCUCAGGUGCCGAGGAGACCACGGAGAUGGUUUCGGCUGUGUCCCAGCUCGGCGACUCUCCCUGCACCACGGAAGAAGCCACUCCAGUGCAGGAGGCUGAGGGUGGCCUCCCAGACCAAGCGGAACUGGAGCAGCGAACGAAGGAGGUUCUGCAGGCCGUGGCAGCCAUGGUGGGAGAGGAUGAGCUGAAGCAGGUGACCCCCUUGCAGGAGCUGAGGAAACAGGAGCCAGAGGAGGGACCGCAGCUCCCCACACCUGGGGUUGGGGCUGUCCCAGCUUCCCCAGAGCAGGCUGAGCUCAUUGAGCCGGUGCCUGACAGCCAAGCGGGAGCCAUGGAGAAGCCACAGCCGGGCCAGGCCUCUGCCCCUGACUCGGCAGACACCCUCACAGACAGCGAGACCAACAGCAGCACCCCGGUUGCAGACACAGAAGGUCUUGGGGCUCUUGACAAGGUCGUGGGCAUGCGGGAAGCCCAGAAUGAAGAAGCUGUGGGUGUCGCCACCCCUCCUAAAGAGAUGCCACCUACCCCCUCUGGUUACCAGCUCCAGGAGGAAGUUUUGGAACAAUCCACUGCAGCUGAGGCUCUCAUAGAGGCAGAGAAAGCGGUGCCCGUGGAAACUGCCCCUCAUUUCCCUGAUGUGGUGGGGCAUCAGGUUGCUGGUGAGCCCAGGGCAGAGGAAGCCAGGGAUGAGCCAGAUGCAGGUAGUCUCACGCUUCCACAGGAUGAAGAUGGAUCCUUCAAGCAGGAGGAGAGUGAGCCUGUGCCGGCCUUGGCUUCUUUGGCAUGUGGGGAGGAAACGAAGGCCAUACCAGCACCAGUGCAAGAAGAGCAGCUGGCACCAGGCACCCCGGUUCCCCUGGGAGCAGAGCCCGGUCAGGCUGCAGAAACCCCCGAGCAAAGCUCCGAGUCAGCGCUGGUGCCCGCCACGGCAGAGGAAGUGGAGGGUCAGAUCUCAAAAGGCGCCGUCGAGAGUUCAGAGUCCAAGGAGAAGGGGGCAGCUGCGGUGGAGCUGCUUGGAGCAGAUGUGCAGCCAGCAGUGGCCCUUCCUGUCGCAGAGUCUGUUGCAGCUGACAAAGUCAUCAGCGACCUUGAGGAAGGAAAUCAAGGCCCUGUCCAGGCCAGGAAGCCCAAGGAAGGCCCAGAGAGCAUGGUCAGCCAGGAAGAGAGUCUGGCCCUUUUGGCAGAGGGCCAGCACUUGGUGCAGAGCGUCCUUCAGACAGCCGUGGAGCUCCUAGAAGCAGCCCCUGAUGCCCCACCUCAGCGCAGCCAGGCGGCCAUGGAGAAAGAAAUCAGCCCUCAGGCUUCUGCACAGCAAGAAUCCUCAGGGGAGCCAUGCCAGGAGCAGACGCACCCAGAUAUUUCCCAAGAUGGGAGGGAAGCUCCAGAGAAAGGCCCUGUCAUGGAUGAGGCCAGCUCUAGAGUCGAGCAGCCUUUGGAAGAGCACGACCUCCAAGCCCAGGGCAAGAGAGAAGAUCCUGAAAUCAAGGCAAGUGCAGGGCUGGGAGAAGGGCCCGAAGAGAUGCGCACUGAUGGCCAGCUCGGGGGUGAUGCCCAAGGUCCCCAGCACCAGAACCCAGCCCAGAGAGAGCCUGAGACGGAGGUGGAAGAAGGCUCCCUCAGAGCAUCCCCCGAUACCAAUGGACCAAAACUCCCCAAGAAGGAAGAGGCGCAGGAGGCAGAAUUCCAGGAAGGAAGCAUACAGAGAGAUCCCAGGAACGAGCACCAGGCACAGAGGCAGGAGGCUGCAGAGGAGCUAGGGAGGCCAGAACGUGCAGAAUCCUAAAGAUGCAGGUCACCAUCGGCUGCAGGACCCAAACUGUGAAGUUGAGCUGCGGGACAACUUGCAAGCUGCCAGUGCGGCCACCGAAGACCCGCCCCUCAGAACUCGGGGCUGCAAGAAGGGGCAACCCAACAGCUGUCGUUUUUGAAGAAGCCCCGACAAUCCUGAGGCUGCUUCAGGAGCUCUAGCCAUGUACCAUUCCCCCUUCCUCAGACUGAUCAUCUUCCCCUCCUGAUCGCAUAGAAUGUUUUCAACUUAAGGCUCUGAAAUACUUUCUGGGAACUGGUGUUGGCAAUAACCUAGUUCUGCUUCUUAAACUGGAUGAUCAGCCUCUUCAUAUUUAUAUGUAUGUUUAAGUUCUCCUUCCUGUAUCUGUUGUAUAUUGUUCUCCUUACAGUCUAAGGACAUGCACAGUGCGGUGCAUUUCUGGGCUGGCUAUAACCCUAUAGUAUCCGACAUGGUGCAGAACCAUGGCAAAGCCAGGGGAGAGUCCGUUGUGCCCGGCAGAAACAGAUUCUGAGAAAUCACAUUCCACAUCACCAGAGCGAUUUGCAGCUUCAUUCUCACUGGGGGAUUAGACCUGCUUCCAGCAUUACUCUCAUGCGGUAUUUUAAGAAUAAAACGCUCUUUUACUUCCUCUUUGGGAGACCCACAGAAUGUUCUGAUAGUUACUGUGAAAUGUUUUCUUUCCAGAGCAAUGGAAGGGUUUUGUUUUUGGUUUAUGUUUUGUUUUGUUUUUCAGUAGCAUUAGCUUAAAUCUUUUCUUCUUGCUGUGAAGACUGUUUGGAUAGAUGAGGGAACCUGUCUGAGAGGCCUAGAGUUGUCGAGCAUUGUGUCGUGGUCUUCAACAGAAUGAUCCAGUUUUCACGUUUUUGAUUCUCUUCCAGGCCACACACAUCCAUUCACAGCACGGAAGCAGUCAGGUUUUUGUGAAGGGUAUUUGAGUAUUUGCCACAUGCCCAACUCCUCUUCUUUAAAACAAUGUUUACGUUAUGUUCCGUUGGGUACAUUGUGAUUUGACCAUUAGUCUCAAUAAAAUAUUUGCUUCACUUA